Messenger RNA from Rotaria sp. Silwood2, 2053 nucleotides. The record is from the annotation of a GenBank genome assembly. NCBI's taxonomy places the organism in Eukaryota, Metazoa, Rotifera, Eurotatoria, Philodinida, Philodinidae.
AACCGUCUUGUUCCUUCUUCCGUACCAGUUUAGAUUAAAAAGAAGAAAGAAAAGAAUAAAUAAGAAAAAUACAACACAAUUCUUCUGCUUUUAGACAUUCAUUAAAAUACACUGAAGAAGAAAGCUGACGCUUUCGAAACGUAUAUAUAUACGAAUAAUAAUAAUAAUAAUCAACUAAUAAUAUUUAUAUUGUAAAUAAUUAUUUUAAUAAUAAAUAAAGAAAGAAAGAAAAAGCAAAAAUACUCAAACAAUCUGGUGGAAGAGUAAUAAAUAUAAAAAUAAAACGAAUCUUGUGAAUAAAUAAAGCAAAUAUUUUUGAAAAUAACUGAAAAAUAUAGUUUAAUGUCAUUGACAGACGAAUCUAUUCUCUUCAUUGUGAAGAAGAAAUGGCAUACUAGUGUGGCUUAAUGUUAAAUUUAUUGCACGUGUGACAGAUCCUUUCCAUCUGGUGAAGAAAAAGUCAACUAAUUAGUUCUUUUUUGCUUUGCAUAUAUAUAUAUUAUAUUAGAAACGUAAUGUUUUUUCUCUUUCUUCUGCACUUUGCUUUUUCAUUUUGUUAGAUUUUUCAUGUGACAAAAGAAUAUGAUGAGCAAGGCAACACAUGGUAAUAAUAAGAGUUUCCAACGUUCUUUUUCUUCUUUUACUGAAAGUAUUAUAAAGCGGAAGGACAAUGUUAUGUUCGCUUUUAGCAUAUAGUAACCAAUGGAAACUUGAUUUGAUAUUAAUUUCAAUAAGUAUUUCUUUAUAUAUUAUUGUCAUUAUCAAUUGAUAAUCUAUAUAUUUAGUUAAAUCUACAUUAAAGAUAGUCAAAGGUCUUAUAUCUUGAAAAGACAAACUACGAAAUAUAUCUUGGUAAAAUAGAAAUAUUUCAAUGUUUAUUAGUCGAUUAUAUUUUUUAUAUAUGCGUCAAUAUUGUCGAUUAUUAUCACCAAUAAAAAUAACUUUAUUAAUAUUGAUUUUGUUUAUUAUUAUUGUUCAUAGUCUAGUUUUUAUUAAAAAUUAUCGAUGGUGUGAUCCUGAAAAACCAUUAUGGUGGUUUUGUCCAUGGCCAGAUGCUGAAACAAUUUGUAGUUGGGAUGAUCAUUUUCCAAUAAUAGAUAAAAAAAUUCGUUCUCCGGAGUAUUAUGAAAAAUUGUUUUCGUCUCUUCCUAAAAUUCAAUCUUCAUUCGAAUUUAAUAACUUAACAUUUGUAAAAUGUACUGAAACAUCAAUUGAUCUUUUAAUAUUUGUAAUAUCAAAAUGUUCUCAUGCAUCAAUUCGUCAAUCAAUUCGUCGAACAUGGGGAAAUACAAAAUUAUUAAAAAAAAAAUAUUUUCCAAAAAUUGAAUUAAAAUUAUUAUUUUUAGUUGAUAUUGAUUCAAAAUCUGAAAAAAAAAUUGAACUUGAAUAUAAAUAUCAUAAAGAUAUUGUACAAGUAAAUAAUUUACCUGAACAAUAUGAAUAUGUAACAGAACGUGAAGCAGCAUUAUAUCAAUUUAUUAAAGAACAAUGUAAACAAACUAAAUUUCUAUUUAAAACCGAUGAUGAUAUAUUUAUAAAUACAUUUUUAUUAUUAUCAUUAAUUAAUAACUUUGAAUAUUUAAAUAAUAAAACAGUUUAUUCAUUAUUUGGUUUUCCCAUUGAAUAUGGUUUAGUUGUUCGUCGUGGAAUUGAUCAAAUUGGUCAAAGAUAUGUUAUUACACAAGAUGAAUAUUCAUGUCCAAGAUAUCCAACUUUUUUAUCUGGUUUUGGUUAUUUAAUGUCAUUUAAAACUUGUUCUUUAUUAAUUAAUGCAUAUCAAACAGAUUCAAAACCAUUUCCAUUAUCAGAUGUUUAUUUUACUGGUUUAUUACCUCAAAUGAUUCAAAUUGAAAGACAAACUAUUUUUCAAAAUGUUGAUUAUCGUUAUGAAACAAAAUGUAAUCAAGAAUUUUUUAUUUCGAAAAAAAAUCCAUUUGCUUGUGCUGCUUCAAAUAAUCAUUUUAAUCAACAAGAAUCAGGUAGAGUUAAGAGUUUAAUGAAUGAUUAUAAUUUGUAUUGGACAAAAUUAAUAGAAAAAUACAAUGCUUUUUAA